CGCCGUUGCCAUCCACCCCGGCGCUCUGGCCAAAAUCCACAUAUUUCCACGUCCGUCGUGAGAGAAGCCGCCUUGGAUGAUGUCAACCAUGGUGGCGAGCUGGUGAAGCUCGUCGGGAGGAUCAACGCCAGCGCGUCGGUGGCGGGCGGAGGCGGGAGGGAGGUGACAUGGAUGGUCGCCGACGUGAACAUGGCGUGGGCGUUUCCCGUGGCGAAGAAGAGAAGCUCGGCCUCCGCGUCGCCGUCGGCUGCUUCUGCCCUUCGUCGGUGGCGAUGUCCAUGACGAGGAUUAGGAUCCCUGAGCUGGUGAGGGAGGCGUUCUUGACGAGAGCGGCCUGACGAGGUGGCGCCGCGCGUUCCGGCUUGCUCCGGCAGGCUCUUGCUGACCUCCCGCCCAUUCCUGUGGGUGGUGAGGCCGGCCGGGCACCGUGAGCGAGCUGUGCCUCGACGGGCUAAGCCGCCGCGUCGGAGCUGGUGCCCGCAGCAGCGUCCACGGCGUGCUUCGUCUUCCACUGCAGCUGACUCACAUGGCCAAACAACUCUUUCACGUCACAACACUUUCACGUCCUUUGGUUAGUGUGGGAUAUUAUUUGACCAUGCCGAUUUAACCAACGUGGUAAGAUAAAAAUUGUUACAUCCGUAAUAUAUGAUGUGUCGCUGUUAUUUUGCCACGUGGUUAAAAAGUUUAGAUUUUAGAAAUAAGUUUUAGAAAUUGUUUGUUGUUAAAAUAAAAAAAAAUCCCUCGGCCACAUCCCCAAGGCUAUAAGCUGCAGGUACGUUCUGUUGCGGCCUCUAGCCACACACUCUCUGCUUCUCUAGCAUCACAAGGUAGACGAUGGCUAAGGGUCACGUCCUCGUGCUCCCGAUGCCAUGCCAGGGCCACGUCAUCCCGUUCAUGGAGCUCUCCCACCGCCUCGCCGACGAGGGCUUCGAGGUCACCUUCGUCAACACGGAGGUGGACCACGCGCUGGUGGUGGCCGCGCUGCCGCCGGGCGGCGCCGCGGAGCUCCGGCAGCGGGGGAUCCACCUCACCGCCAUCCCCGACGGCCUCGCCGAAGACGAGGACCGCAAGGACCUCAACAAGCUCAUCGACGCCUACUCGCGCCACAUGCCGGGCCACUUUGAGCGGCUCAUCGGGGAGAUCGAGGCCGGCGGCGGGAGGCCCAAGGUGCGGUGGCUCGUCGGAGACGUCAACAUGGGGUGGUCGUUCGCCGUCGCCAGGAGGCUCGGCAUCCGCGUCGUCUACUUCUCGCCGGCGUCCACGGCGUGCAUCGCCUUCAUGCGCAAGAUCCCCAAGCUGAUCGAGGACGGCGUCCUCAACGAGAAGGGGUGGCCGGAGCGGCAGGAGACGCUGCAGCUGGCGCCGGGGAUGCCGCCGCUGCACACGUCGCUGCUGUCGUGGAACAACGCCGGCGCGGCGGAAGGGCAGCACAUCAUCUUCGACCUCGUCUGCCGGAACAACAAGUUCAACGACGACCUCGCCGAGAUGACCAUCUGCAACUCCUUCCACGAGGCCGAGCCCGCCGUCUUCAAGCUCUUCCCGGACCUCCUCCCCAUCGGCCCGCUCGUCGCCGACCGCGAGCUCCGCCGCCCCGUCGGCCACUUCUUGCCGGAGGACGCCGGCUGCCUGGACUGGCUCGACGCGCAGCCCGACGGCUCCGUCGUGUACGUGGCCUUCGGCAGCAUGGCCAUCUUCGACGCGAGGCAGUUCCAGGAGCUCGCCGUGGGGCUGGAGCUCACCGGCCGGCCGUUCCUGUGGGUUGUCCGGCCGGACUUCACCCCUGGCCUGAGCACGGCGUGGCUGGACGCCUUCCGGUGCCGCGUCGCCGGCAGGGGCGUGAUCGUCGAGUGGUGCUCGCAGCAGCGCGUGCUGGCGCACGCCGCCGUGGCGUGCUUCGUGUCGCACUGCGGGUGGAACUCGACGCUGGAAGGGGUGCGCAACGGCGUGCCGUUCCUGUGCUGGCCGUACUUCUGCGACCAGUUCCUCGACCGGAGCUACAUCACCGCCGUGUGGCGCACCGGGCUCGCCGUGGCGGCCGGCGAGGAGGACGGCGUCGUGACGAGGGACGAGGUGAGGAGCAAGGUGGAGCAGGUCGUCGGCGACGGCGAGAUCAGGGAGAGGGCGCGGCUGCUCAGGGACACGGCGCGCGCCUGCGUCAGUGAGGGUGGCUCGUCGCACAAGAAUUUCAGGAAAUUUAUUGACCUCCUAAGUGAGUGACACUGCAACCGAUCGACUGAUAUGCGUCCAAAUUAAUACUGUACUUCCUGUUUGUACAAGCAGAACUCCAUACUUACCUGCAUUACUGUAUCCGCAUUGAUGCAAAAUCAAAACAAUUUACCAUAUACUGUAUUUAUAUCUAUCUUGUUACUUGCAUGAUCAAACUAAAUGGCAUGCCUUGAACCCUAAAUCCAAA
This is a messenger RNA of Oryza sativa Japonica Group (Japanese rice), 2413 nucleotides long. Its product is annotated as UDP-glycosyltransferase 83A1. Lineage: Eukaryota; Viridiplantae; Streptophyta; Magnoliopsida; Poales; Poaceae. The record is from RefSeq and is a predicted model, not a curated record. Gene Ontology annotation, molecular function: UDP-glycosyltransferase activity.